CUCUGGGAUCCUCUCCAGGUCCUCUAUCCACGCGCUUUCGUUUUCCUCCGAUGGCGCGGGCCCGGCAGCCCAGCCCCGCUCUGCGCUGGCCCGGGGGUCCCCACGGGCCUGGACGGGCAGCGGCGAGCCCCGGGACCCUCGGUCGGGACCCCCAGUCGGGCGGGGCUCUGGAACCGGCUGCCAGCGCUUCUUUCCUUUCUCGGUUCCAUGUGGGCGGGUGUGACGGCUGGGACGGCCCCGCGGCCUCAUCGCUGUCCCCGAGCCGGGGCUGCUCGAGGUGCCCAGGGGAUGGGCAGCGCCCGACCCUGCUGGGUGCUCGUCCAUGGCACCCUCGGCCCGGCCCUCUUCUCCCUCUCUCUCUGCCGGAGACCCCGUCCCGCUCCCCAGGAUGGCCAGGCGGAUCUGCCGGGAGCUACCGUGCUACUGGGGAUGAGCAGCGAGGGGCUGGCUCUGUGAGAGGAACGGUGCUCCGGUGCCCUCUUGCACACUGUCUUGCCCGGGAACUCAUUCCCUGCUUCCGUUUUACCCUUCCCUGUGCUGGUAGUCCCCUGCCACGAGGAGCAAGGGCAGGAUCUGGCAAAGUUUGCAUGGGUGAUGCACUUGACUGGGGCUUUCCUGUCCCUCAGGGACGGUGUGUCAGCCUUGGGAAGUGGCUGGCAGUGCUCUGGGCGUGAAAGCUCGGUGAUCGCUGCUCCCUCUGUAAGGGACUGCAGUACUGUUGGCAAGGGCACGGGGUGAUGUGCAAUCGCCUUGUGGUAGGAAAUCCGGGGAAAUGUGGAGCAGCUCUACCGGAAUCACUGCCACCCCACUUCAGAGACAACACUGAUGCCAUCAGGCAGCAUGGGUGGCUGCUGUGGUCUGUGGUUAGUGGAUGUGUGGGAAGAGCGGUGUGAAGAAGGCCUCAUCUCAGGGUGCAGAUUAGCACAUGUCUGUGGAAGUGUGGUGAUGCGGGAGUAUUGGAUAUGAAUUCACAGGUCUUGUUUCUUCCAGUGUGGGGAGCAUGGUGAUGCCUUAACGUGCUUUGAUAAGCAGUAUAUAUACAAGGGCAGAUGCUGCAACCGGUGUCAGCCAGGUAUGGAAACUCUUUCCUCUGGAUCUCUCAACUGGGCUGUGCCAGGACCUACUGCUUGGCCAAGCGGGGCAAGCUUUGCUUGGUAUGAUGGAGCCCCCCACCUCAUUGCCAGCAAUGCUGACAGCUUCACCUCCCUGUGUCAUCUCAGUGAUAGAGCAACUGGGACCUUGUCGGUGCUCAAGGAGACCCCUUAGACCUCACCAAAUGUGCCACAGCUCUCUUGGGACUGUUUGUGCCCUUGCAGCUACAGGAUCCCAUGGCAAAGGAAGCUUUGUGGGGAGAGUGCUGCCACUGGCACUAGCAAAUUGUGAUGGUGUUUGCUAGCUCCUGCUGUCACUGUCAGGUCAUCUCCCAGUCUCUGGAGUGCUGGAGUGACCCCACAGUCCUUCCUCCCCACUUGGCCCCUGCAGAGUUUGUGGUCAUCAGGCAAGCUGGCUCCUUGAGCGCUGGUUUCCAAGCAGAAUGCUGCAGCAGUCCUGGCAUCCACAGCUGCCAGCAUUCCCCUCUCCUGCUGGUAGAGGUGCUGUCUGGAGAGAGGGAAAGCCCCCUUGCUCCUUCCUCACCAGGCUCUGUUGCAGGGGAAAAGCUGUUCUCUGAGUGCAGUACAACAGAAGACUCUGUCUGUGCCCGCUGUGAGAGCGGGCACUAUCAGCCGAGCUGGACCAAGGAGAAGCACUGUGCUCCUCAUGAUAUCUGUGAAGACAAUGCUGGCCUCAUUGUGAAGGUGCAAGGAAAUGCAACACACAACACGGUGUGCCAGUGCCAGGCUGGCAUGCACUGCUCUGACAUCAGCUGCCAGACCUGCGUGGAGAAUCAGCCUUGCCAGCUUGGCUUUGGCUUCGUGGCAGCCAAGGCCAUGGACAGGAUGUCAUCCCCCUGUGAACCCUGUACAGAAGGCACCUUCUCCAACGUCUCUUCUAAAACUGAGCCGUGCCACCCCUGGACAAGUUGUGAGGAAAAGGGGCUGGUGGUGAAGGUGAAAGGGACGAACUCCUCGGAUGUGAUCUGCGAGUCGAGCCGGCGCUCCUCGCUGUCAGUGCUGAUCCCCAUCACAGCUGCAGUUGUCACGUGUCUCAUGGGUGUCUGCAUCUACUGCCUGGUCCACACAGAUUCCAGGCGACGUGUGCCGAAAGAGAUAGAGGCUGGGGAGCCCGGAGAGAACCCAGAUACCCAGCAGCCCACGGAGCAGGAUGAGAAUGUCUUGCCUGUGCAGGAGACCCUAUUCAGGGGCCAGCCUGUGGCCCAGGAGGAUGGCAAGGAGAGCCGCAUCUCGGAGCAGGAGAUGCUGUGAAGGCGCAGGGCACUGCCUCCGACAGGAGCACAGACUGGGGACAGCACCAUCUCCUCUGUCCCCUCUCCAGCUGGGGAGGGAAUCUGGCAUCUGGCCUGUCUGCAAAUGAUGUGAUGCUGCAGUGGACCAUGGCAUGACCACCCUAUGGGAAUACCACCACAACUCCUGGUCUGGUCGCCUGCGCUGGGCUGCCCUUGUGGAGCAAGGAUUGGCUGCCUGCAUGGGGACGUGGAACAGACCCCAUCCUGAUUCCUGUGCAGGUGAUGCAAUGAAGCCCAGCGUGGCUGCUCUCCUGCUGAGCCCCUGCAGAGCCCAGUGCAGCCCCUGGCCACAGCAGAGUGUCACUGCUGACAGAAGACCCCACAGAGCCGUCUCCAUGAGUGCUGGAGAAGCCAGGGCUGGGAAAGGGGGCUGCUAGUGUGAAGUCACCACGGCAGAGCUCAUUCCCCCGUCUGGGGCGCUGUGGAAGUGCUGUCCGUGCUGGAGCAGGGCCCGGCUGGUAUCCGGACAGGGCAUUCCAGCCCGGCCGCGGUCCCUCCGUGCCGCCCGGCGCUGCCGGGCUCCGUGGGACCAACAAAGGCAGGACCAGGGGCCCACGGCUGUGUUGUGGGCCGGGGAUGGCGGCGGCGGCGGGGCCGGAGCGCAGCCAGCGGUGUACUUUGGCCGGGAGAUGGUGCUGCGGGACCGGCACCGGCACCGGCACCGC
This is a messenger RNA of Parus major (Great Tit), 3069 nucleotides long. It is a transcript of the gene CD40, whose product is annotated as CD40 molecule. The record is from RefSeq and is a predicted model, not a curated record. Gene Ontology annotation, cellular component: external side of plasma membrane; CD40 receptor complex. Gene Ontology annotation, molecular function: protein binding; signaling receptor activity; antigen binding. The transcript has 7 exons. Lineage: Eukaryota; Metazoa; Chordata; Aves; Passeriformes; Paridae. Bases 1383 to 2363 code for a protein of 326 amino acids. Gene Ontology annotation, biological process: inflammatory response; positive regulation of canonical NF-kappaB signal transduction; CD40 signaling pathway.